CUGAUUAUUUUACUUUGAAAGACUUCCCGGAAACUGCUGCUGAGGCAUAAGCUGUCGUUUGAACGUUCAAAUUUGUGGUUUUAAAACAAAAUGUGGACAAACGACGACGUUCGAGACAACGUGAAGAAUUACUAUGGCAGAAGGCUGGAGGCCUCUUGUGACUUGCAAACAAGCGCCGCUGCCUGCAGUCGGCCCUGCAGACCUCUGCCGGAGAUCAUCACAGAUGCUCUGAGUCUGGUUCACCCUGAGGUAACUAAAAGAUUUUUUGGCUGUGGUCUUCCUUUUCCAGCCAAGCUUAAGGGCUGCAGAAUUCUGGACCUCGGCAGCGGUUCCGGUCGAGACUGCUAUGCCUUCAGUAAGCUUGUUGGACCUCAUGGACAUGUGACUGGGAUUGAUAUGACAGAGGAGCUGAUCACAGCAUCUCGCCAAUAUUUGGAGUAUCAUCAGACUAAAUUUGGCUACAAGAACCCAAAUGUCACUUUUGUCCAUGGGUACAUGGAAAAUCUCAUAGAAGCUGGUUUACUGAGGGACUCAAUGGACAUUGUGAUAUCGAACUGUGUGAUCUGUCUGUGUCCCGAUAAAAAAGCAGUGCUACAACAAGCCUAUGAAGUCCUAAAGACGGGAGGCGAGCUUUACUUUAGUGACAUGUAUGCCAGCAGCGUCAUUCCUGACCACAUGAGGGAGGAUCCACUCCUGUGGGGUGAGGGAAUGGGUGGCUCUCUGUUUUGGAGGAAUCUCAUCCCACUGGCCCACAGUGUUGGUUUCAGCACUCCACUUCUCGUCUCAGCAAGCCGUAUUGAGGUCCACAACGACCAGCUCAAAGCAAAAGCAGGGGACAUCAGCUAUGUGUCAGCGACCUACAGACUAUUUAAGCUGCCCAAACUUCCAUCGAUGCUGAGCUCAACUGUCACCUAUAAAGGAACAGUGGCAGAGUUUCCAGAUCAGCUGGACUUUGAUUCCUCCCACUGUUUCAAGAAAGACACAACAGUGGAAUUAAAUGGAGAAAUGGCUGCAAUCCUUCAGCAUUCCAGGUUUGCCACAGAUUUUAAUAUCCGGAUGUUGAAUGAGCAGAAUUUCAGCUCAGAGCCAACACCACAAGAGUAUUGCCAUCUCAACCCAUUUCUGUUGGCUGACAAAUUGGGUUCAUCUGUGAAACAAUGCUCCAAAACUGGAAAAUGAGGAGAUGGCUUCAUCCAGAGGGAGCUAAGAAUUAACCCUUUACUUCUUUUUUUUCUUUUUUACUAUAUUAACUUUUCUGUUUGACAAUUGUAUCUGUAGAUGUUUCCACAUUUGACAUUGAAGAAGCUUUAUUACAAACUCAAGGUCCAUUUGCCACAAUAUACACAAAACAAAUAAAAGGCUUAAGGAUAAAAUAAAACAUAUUGUUUAAUGCACAUUAGUAAAUCUAUUAACUUUUCCAUCACACUAGUAGUCUCAGAGCCUUGUUUUUGGAGGGGAAAAAUCUGCAUUUUCUCAAAGAGAAAUUCUUGAUCGUUAUCAUGAUUAUUCUGACAUUUUUGGUUCCACAAAAACCUAAACUGCUGAUGUAUUGAGUGAAAGAAAAUUCUAUGAAGUGUAUGAAAGGUAUUGAAACUGUAAGUGAUGAAAAUCAAAAUAAAAAGGUUUACUGUAGCAGGUAUUUGAGAAAGAACAGAAGUCUGAGAAAAAAAGUCAGAAUUUUCUAUUCCCUUUCCCCCCCCCUUUCUCUGGAACCUAAAUCUUCUUCCGUCGUAUUGUGGUUCUUAUCCUGUCACUUUAUAUAAUUAUUUAAAGAACAGCUUAAAAGUUAACCUAACCUUUAAAAAGACAGACGCCAUGACAGACAGAUCACUUAACUCUACAAAGUAAGUUUGGCAUUUUAUGUUUAUUGAAAUUAAAUCCUUUAAACAAGCAGUUUUGCUUUUAGAAUAAAAAACCAAAAAUACCAUAAAAUUUAACAAUUUGUUAUUAGUUAAGACACUUUGGUGAACAGUCAAAAAAAAAUGUCAUUUUCGUCUGUAAGUCCACUUGUUACACCCCUCCCCACACCUGAAUGCAUCCAUCUACAGCGAUAAAUAUUAUUUUAUGCAUCGUGACAUUUAGUCAUGCAUGUACCUUUGUUGGUUAACACAAUAACUGUAUAGACUAAAAUGUUAAUGCACAAACCCAACAAACGCACAGUUUUCAUUAUUGUUGUACUUUUCCAAUAAAAUGUUUGGUCCACAGUUAACAACAGUUACUAAAUAUGUCAUGCAAAAUUAUGAAAAUAUUUCAGAAACACGGUUAGCUAGUGAUCCCUUUACGAGUGAGUCCUUUAUUAAUCCCAUCACCCAAAUCAUAUAAUUUUAUCAUAUAUCUUAAAGUGUUUUUCUGCAGUGUUUCUUCAGUGUUUUUAUAAACCGUUGACAUUAAAUGAGUUGAUUUUAAAAUAAACAAAAAAAGUGGUUUUGAUUUAAAAAAAAAACAGCUCAAAGCCAAAAGUGCUUAAAUAGAACAAAUGAAUUUCUUCAGUGAAAUUACUACAAAAUAUCCUCAAAUUGCUGCGUUACUACAUUUACGUAACUACUUACAAACAUUUGGGGUAUGUCGACGUUGACAACUUAAUGUGAUUCAAUGACAAUAAAACAUGAAAUAAAAAAAAAUAAAAACAAGGACACUUCACUCUUAUUCAGUAAAUCAGAUUAUUUAGAGUGCACAAAGACCUAAUUGAAUAAAGCUACAAUAGAAACACAACUACAAAGACAGAGUAGACAGAAGGUCUGAUUGGUUCUCUGGAAGCCUGAGGCAUCAAGUGCAGCAAUCUGGCUAGUUAUAAUUUGAGACAGAAGGAGGAGAAAGCAACAUGGAAGCCACGUCCUUGGUCUCGUCUGCUCCUGCUAACCUUCACCUUUAUGUAGUCAUCCACCUACAUCUGCAGCCAGCUCAGGCUGUCAGCUCUGCACCAAUCACAGAAAAACAAAUGAGAAGAAUUAAGAAUCAUUCAAGUUUUUAAUAUACGUUUGUAAAUCAAAUCAAACUUUAUUUAUAAAAAGCGCUCCUCAUACAUUGUGCAGCUCGAAUCACUUCACAAUUGAAAACAAAAACAGACA
Oryzias latipes (Japanese medaka) is the source of this 3068-nucleotide messenger RNA. Its product is annotated as arsenite methyltransferase. Gene Ontology annotation, biological process: toxin metabolic process; arsonoacetate metabolic process. Gene Ontology annotation, molecular function: arsenite methyltransferase activity. The record is from RefSeq and is a predicted model, not a curated record. NCBI's taxonomy places the organism in Eukaryota, Metazoa, Chordata, Actinopteri, Beloniformes, Adrianichthyidae. Gene Ontology annotation, cellular component: cytosol.